This is a messenger RNA of Scleropages formosus (Asian bonytongue), 3163 nucleotides long. RefSeq names its product PRP3 pre-mRNA processing factor 3 homolog (yeast) (gene prpf3). NCBI's taxonomy places the organism in Eukaryota, Metazoa, Chordata, Actinopteri, Osteoglossiformes, Osteoglossidae. Gene Ontology annotation, cellular component: U4/U6 x U5 tri-snRNP complex. The record is from RefSeq and is a predicted model, not a curated record. The coding region runs from base 139 to 2313 and encodes 724 amino acids. Gene Ontology annotation, biological process: mRNA splicing, via spliceosome. The transcript has 17 exons.
UUGUUGAGGUGAGAUGUGUGGGCGAGGGACGAUGGUGGAGGAGAGAGAUGGCAGCGCGCGCGCGGCUCCACUCUGUCAGGAAAUUCUGACUACAUUAUCAUGCCUUUAACCGCAUAAAAUAUCGCUUUCAUAUUUUGGAUGACUUCGCGGUUUUUAGGCUUUCGAUCAUCACCAGUCUCCAACAUGUCUCUGCCAAGGCGGGAAGUGGAGGAGUUGCGGCCCUGGGUAGAGCGAACAGUGAAGAAGGUCCUGGGCUUCUCUGAGCCCACGGUUGUCACAGCAGCACUGCACUGUGUAGGUAAAGGCCUGGACAAAAGAAAGACCACAGAUCAGCUUCGGCCGUUCCUUGAUGAGUCUGCUGGUGGCUUUGUGGAGCGACUGUUUGAGGCUCUGGAGGAGAGCCGAAGUACACGCGGCAACAAGAGUACUGGAGAGAAGAACCGAAAGAGAGACCUGAAGGAUGUUUUUGGGGAGGAUUCUGAAACUGGAAAAGACCUACCGGUAGCCACUGAAGUAGCACCGAAGAAGAAAAGAGUACCACGUUUCGCAGAGGUGGAAGAGCCAGAAGUGCUACCGGGCCCCCCACCUGAAAGCCCAGGGAUGCUCACAAAGAUGCAGAUAAAGCAGAUGAUGGAGGCAGCAACCAGGCAAAUCGAGGAAAGGAAAAAGCAACUCAGCUUCACAACACCAAAUGUUCCUGUUGCUCCGCCUCGACUGCCAGUCCUGACCAGUCCUCCAUCUGACCCCCCUGCUUCUCGUCUCCUUCCUUCGGUUCAGCCCCCCCUGGCAACUUCCCAGUCCAUCCCUCCUUCCCAGGCAGCCACCUUCAUGAAUGAUGCCAUCGAAAAGGCUCGCAAGGCAGCAGAGCUUCAGGCCCGCAUCCAGUCACAGCUGGCUCUUAAGCCUGGCAUCCUGGGUGCUCUUGGUGCAGGUUCCCACAACUUGGUUGCCCUUGCAAAUCUUCAUGCUAUGGGCAUUGCCCCUCCGAAAGUAGAGGCUCGGGAAGUGACAAAACCAACACCGCUCAUCUUGGAUGAACUUGGUAGGACUGUUGAUGCCAGUGGCAAAGAGGUGGAACUUACACAUCGUAUGCCUACUCUGAAAGCCAACAUCAGAGCAGUGAAGAGGGAACAGUUCCGACAACAGUUGAAGGAGCGUCCGGGAGAUGACCUGGAGUCUACUUCCUACUUUGAUCAUCGAGUAUCAAUUACGCCUGCCCAGCGCGCUCGCAAGAGCUUCAAGUUCCACGAGAAAGGCCGUUUCGAGAAGAUUGCCCAGCGCAUCCGCACCAAGGCACAGCUGGAAAAACUGCAGAUGGAGAUUGCCCAGGCUGCCAAGAAGACAGGCAUCCAUGCUUCAACAAAGCUGGCCUUGAUUGCUCCCAAGAAGGAGCUGGGGGAAGGUGAAGUACCCCACAUUGAGUGGUGGGACUCCUACAUACUGCCCUCCAACAUCGAAAUCUUCUCUUCUACAGUGUUUGAUGAGGUUGAACUGUUUGGUGUUACAAACUUAGUGGAACAUCCAGCUCAGAUGAACCCUCCAGUGGACACAGACAAGCCAGUCACUUUAGGGGUGUAUCUGACUAAGAAGGAGCGGAAGAAACUCAGGCGGCAGACUCGCAGGGAGGCCCAGAAAGAACUGCAGGAGAAAGUCAGACUUGGACUCAUGCCUCCACCAGAACCAAAAGUGCGCAUCUCUAAUCUGAUGAGAGUGUUGGGCACGGAGGCUGUCCAAGACCCCACCAAAGUAGAGGCCCAUGUUAGAGCACAAAUGGCCAAACGACAGAAAGCCCAUGAAGAAGCAAAUGCUGCUCGCAAACUGACUGCAGAGCAGAGGAAAGAGAAGAAAGCAAAGAAACUGAAGGAAGACUUGAGCCACGGGGUACAUAUAGCUGUGUACAGAAUAAGAAACCUGACAAACCCAGCCAAGAAGUUCAAGGUGGAGGCAAAUGCUAGCCAACUAUACCUCACAGGAACAGUAGUCCUGCACAGAGAUGUCAACAUUGUGGUGGUGGAGGGAGGCCCCAAAGCCCAAAAGAAGUUCAAAAAGCUCAUGCUCAGUAGAAUUAAGUGGGAGGAACCAACCAACUCCAAAAGAGAUGACCCAGAAGGAUCAGAUGAUGAAGGAAUGAAGAAGAAGAACAAGUGCACUCUGGUCUGGGAGGGCACAGCAAAAGAGCGCAGCUUCGGGGAGGUGAAGUUCAAGCAGUGCCCAACGGAGAACAUGGCAAGAGAGCACUUCAAGAAGCAUGGCACGGAGCACUACUGGGACAUGGCUCUGAGCCAGAGUGUUCUGGAGUCUGCGGACGACUGAAAGGCUAUGGAGUGCCUUGCAGGCCAGCUGAGUUGGUGGCAGUCUGCACACCUUGGGUUCUCUGACUGACAUCAGUGUGUGCACACAUGUUUUGGUGUAACUGGCAGGAGCCAGGGUUAUUGCAGAGAACAUUGAGGAGCACAGUCAUCAAGGAACUGCAUAAAGGCUGCUUCCCCCUCUUCUUUGACCCCAGUAUGUUGGGUGUUAACAUGUUUGAGAACACAUACUUCAGAAUGGGCUUCUAUGUCAGUGACUGUGUACUUGAUUCUCUGGCAUUAUAGAUGUCCUUCUGUCAGCUGUUUCCACAGUGUGGUGCACUAUGUGCCUGCCUGUCUGAUUGUUACUCUGCUGCUCUGGCACUGAUGUGUUUCCCCCCCCCCUUACUGCUCUUAGUUGCAGUUUGUUGGUUUAGUCACAAUGUGGCGCCACUUCCAUUUAACAGUGUAAUAGACAAGACUCGUUCAGGUGUAAUGUUUCUAUUUUUUGCUCUCUGCUUCACUGUAUUAUAAAGAAUUGGAAUAUCUUUCUAUUUCCCGUGAUGUACUGUACUAGCAGGAAAAUAUUGUAAAGUUGCAUGACUUCAUUGAGACAUACCUUUGUUCUUGUUUUUUAAUUUUAAAUUUAAUUUCACCUAGGACCAUCCCUCAAAUGCAGAACCUCUAUCACAGGGAUAAUUAUCAUUAGUGUAAAUUGAACAAGAUGGAGUUAAAAGCGUGGAAAAUAGAUAAUGCAGCAGCUGUACGUUUUUUUUUUUUAUUGUGAAACAAAUUGUAUUUACAGUUCAAAUUGUAUCCCUCCUUCACAGUAAUGCAUGAGGUCCCACUGCUAUACAAGUGUAUAUACUACAGUA